AUGACUGUGAAGAGCAAUGUUCAACCCGAAAUCCCUCGCAUUGACGCCAAGAAUGAUAUUUCACUGGUCUGGCCAACAGUACAGGAAUACGGCGCAGCGAUCAUUGAAAACUUUCUGCCGCCCGACGUCGUCCAGCGCCUCAAUCAAGACCUCAACCCGUUCAUACAGACCACCCCAACACCGGCGGCCGAGGGCAAGGAUUUCCCCAACCGUCUCUUGUCCCUGAAGACUAAAUUCGUCACUUGCUUAGCUAGCUGUUCUAAAACCUUUCGGGAGGAUGUCUUGAACAAUGGACAUUUGCAUCAGAUCUGUCAGGACAUCUUCAAUGAGGCUUAUGGGGACUACUGGAUUCUGGCCAGUGCAGCCAUGGAGCUGGCUCCCAACAAUGCUGCGCAAGCCCUGCAUCGGGACCUAAGGGCUAGUCAUCCUCUUUUUGACUACCUCAGACCAGAUGCACCCACCGCGGCAGUGAACUUUCUCAUUGCAAUGAGUCCCUUUACCGUUGAGAAUGGUGCGACUCAUGUGGUCCUGGGAAGCCAUAAUUGGAAAGAAGUUGGCGCGCCCUCGCAAGAUGAAACUGUUCAGGCAGUGAUGCAACCAGGAGAUGCCUUACUUAUUACCGAGCGCACUGUCCACGGCGGAGGACAGGACAUCACCGGCGUUGAGACUCGCCGCUUCGUUUCUCUAACCAUGUCAGCCAGCCAGAUCACCCCCUUCGAAAGUCACCUUGCAAUUCCACGCCAGAUCAUUGAGAGUCUAACCCCGCUCGCUCAGAAAACUCUUGGCUGGAGGAGUCAACGAUCAUCCGCUCCCAACGACCUUGGACUCAUGACUGUGCAAGGACUCUCUUUGGAGAGAAAGCUGGGGUUGAAGUCGGAUCAAACAUUGGUUAAGGAUGGAAUGAAUUCUCACUAG
Messenger RNA from Aspergillus lentulus, 915 nucleotides. Its product is annotated as phytanoyl-CoA dioxygenase family protein. NCBI's taxonomy places the organism in Eukaryota, Fungi, Ascomycota, Eurotiomycetes, Eurotiales, Aspergillaceae. The record is from RefSeq and is a predicted model, not a curated record.